CAAAUCAAGUUUCCGUGAAAAUGAUAUCGUAUAAUCUUAUAAUGUAUUUGUCAAUCGUUAAUGAAAACGGUAUUUUGCGCCGUUGAGAUUUUUAAAGCUUUGUUUAAGCAAGCUGGAAACUCAAGUUUAAAAGCUUUCAAGUUAUUGGAUCGAUUAAUUUCCAUGGGGAAUGAUUUUCAAACGACUUGGGCACUUCCACUAUAAAAGUAAUAUUAUUGUUAAUUUAUAAUUUAAAGCCUGUUUUGGUAUAUUUAUUUGAGCAUGUUCAUCGUACGCAGCUUCGAAAAAUCGCAACGUACAUAUAGUUGUUCUCUGUCUAGUACAGUGGCGCUAUAAAAACUGCCAUUCGAUUGUACAGUCAAGGAAAUAUUUGCACAACUCUUAGUCCUUUUCAGAAAACAUCGAACAAUUGACAGGCCAUGAUAUAACGAUGAAUAUUGGUGUGUAAUUUGGCGGUUUAUUGUUGGCAUUUGAUUUUUAAAUCAAGCUAUUGGAAGAGAAUAGUAUCUUGCAAUGUUUGAGUGGGCUUAUGCCGGAGUAAAUGCAUCUAUUCCUAGGAACAUAGGGCCAGAAUGUGCUAAUUACCUUUCAAUGAAAAGGAGAGUGAUCGAAACUUUAUUAGUAUCUGUAUAUAUUAUUCUUUUGAUUAUAUGGAGCUUGAAGAGAAUGACUUUACCAAAAACUGUACCUUAUGUUCAACAAACAAGAUAUGGCAAAAUCAUCCUGCUGACCAUUAUGUCUAUAGUAUUUGGGAUUGAAAUUGGUUUUAAACUUGCAGGAAAAACUUUUGUGUAUAUAUUAAAUCCUUGUCAUAUUUUUACAAUUGCAGAGAUUUAUUUACUUGCAAAUAGUCCUGUUAUAACUGCUAUAUUCAGAUUAGUAAUAUCAGGUUUAAACGGUCCAAUUUUGGCAUACGCAUUUCCAGAAACUGAUUGUCGACCUAUGUUUAUGGAUAAAGCUAUAUAUUAUAUCCAACAUGGGUUGAUGGCUGUGAUUCCUUAUUACCUUAUAAAACUUGAAGGUGCUUAUAGUAUAGAACCAUUAUUUGACAUGAGUUGGACAAUAUUUGGAUAUGCGUUGAAUUUAGCAUAUCACUUUUGGAUACUUCAAAUUGUUGGAAUGUUUGUACAAGUAAAUUUAAGCCAUAUGCUGUGUCCUGCAAUUUUGGAUCCAUUCGAAGGACAAAAUUAUCGUCUCUGGGCAACUUGUCAUCAAUUAUUGUGUAUUCCUUUACUCUACAAGCUCUUUUGCUUAAGUUCAAACUUCUCUCUGACUAAAUUUCAUUUUCAAAAAGUAAAAUCAUAUUUGGAUAAUAUUUUAAUGAAUAAAUUUUUUAAAUUUAAGUAUACAUCAAAGAAUCAUGAGGUUUCAGAAGGUUGUCAAAAUACGCAUAAACAAUACGAAUGAAAUAUAGUCAAAUUAUAUACUGUGAUAGUAUUUUUGCCAAUCUAUACAAAUUCACUUCAGGCGCGUGAUAUUUAUGCCUGAAAUAAAAGUACGAUAUAGUAAAAUUUUAUCUUAUUUCAUUAAUAAUAUUUCUUUAUUUACGAUUAUCGGUUUGUAAAGACAACGAAACUUUAAUGGAGAAAUUGUUUAUCGUAUAGUGCUGGUA
Messenger RNA from Ceratosolen solmsi marchali, 1612 nucleotides. Its product is annotated as transmembrane protein 164. The coding region runs from base 514 to 1407 and encodes 297 amino acids. The record is from RefSeq and is a predicted model, not a curated record. Lineage: Eukaryota; Metazoa; Arthropoda; Insecta; Hymenoptera; Agaonidae. The transcript is spliced from 6 exons.